Aptenodytes forsteri (emperor penguin) is the source of this 924-nucleotide messenger RNA. RefSeq names its product serine/threonine/tyrosine interacting like 1 (gene STYXL1). Bases 1 to 885 code for a protein of 294 amino acids. The record is from RefSeq and is a predicted model, not a curated record. Lineage: Eukaryota; Metazoa; Chordata; Aves; Sphenisciformes; Spheniscidae. The transcript has 9 exons. Gene Ontology annotation, biological process: protein dephosphorylation; positive regulation of intrinsic apoptotic signaling pathway; negative regulation of cytoplasmic stress granule assembly. Gene Ontology annotation, cellular component: mitochondrion. Gene Ontology annotation, molecular function: protein tyrosine/serine/threonine phosphatase activity; protein phosphatase binding; protein phosphatase inhibitor activity.
AUGCCGGGAGACGCCCGUACCCAGCGUGAAUACGAUGAGAGCCAUAUUAUUACAGCACGCAGGAUCGAACAGAGUCCUACGGGGGAGUAUCUGGUACCGGAUUCCGAGGAGUUGGGGUGUGUCAGAUACUGUGUGGUGUACGACUGCGAGACCAGCUCUUUGGAUUGCUGUGACUAUGAGGAAGAGGAGAAAGAAAAAGGGAGCAGUGCUUCUUCAGAGAUUGAAAACACUGACUCAAGUUCCAUAUGUUCACGGAAUGCUGAGGAAGGAACUGCCGUCCAAUACGCCAGAAGCUUCGAGCAGUUCACCCGCCAUCCCGUGCUCGUCCUGAGGGGAGGAUACAAGCGUUUUUCAGCUUGCUAUCAUUUUCUGAGGACUCAGAAGAUAUUGUGGAUGCCUCAGGAACUAGACAACUUCCAGCCAUACCCUGUAGAAAUACUGCCUGCAAAGUUAUAUAUGGGCAAUUUCAAGCAGGCCUGUGACCAACAAAUUCAGAAAGAUCUGAAGAUCAAAGCACAAGUCAACAUCUCUGAACAGCCUGCAAGACCGUUGGCCGAAGGGGGCAGAUAUCUCCAUAUAUCUGUUCCAGAUUCACUCGAAGCAGAUCUUUUUUCUUCCUUUGCCACCAUUUGUCAUUUCAUAGAUGCUCAGCUGGAUCGCGGAGCAGUGCUGGUGUUCUCCAGCCUGGGGAUAAGCCGGAGCAGCACAGUAACCAUGGCCUAUCUUAUGCAUUCCUGCCAGUUUUCCCUGAAGAGAGCUUGGGACUACAUUCUGAAAUGCAAAACGAACAUGAGACCACACCGGGGCUUUGUGAAACAGCUCUCAGACUGGGAGACCCAAAUCUACGGGACCACGAUCACAGACGUCUCUGAACCAAAUUACUGACAGGUAGCAAAGAGAACACCCAGCGGGGAAAGGCGCUUC